This is a messenger RNA of Pseudoliparis swirei, 2581 nucleotides long. RefSeq lists its product as uncharacterized. Gene Ontology annotation, molecular function: zinc ion binding. NCBI's taxonomy places the organism in Eukaryota, Metazoa, Chordata, Actinopteri, Perciformes, Liparidae. The coding region runs from base 829 to 2064 and encodes 411 amino acids. The record is from RefSeq and is a predicted model, not a curated record. The transcript has 7 exons.
AGAGUAAACAUUUAGAAAACUACAUUAAAUACCGUAGAAAACGUCCAAACAAAAGAGAAAACAUUUAGAAAGCUACAUUAAACAUUAGAAAACGUCAAAACAAAAGAGUAAACAUGUAUACAACUAUAUUAAAUACAUUAGAAAACGUCAAAACAAAAAAGUAAACAUGUAUAAAACUAAAUUAAAUACAUUAGAAAACACCACAACAAAAGAGAAAACAUUUAACCUAUAAAACUACACAACACAAUUUGAAAACGCAACAAAAAAAGAGAAAUCAUUUAUAAAACUACAUACAAAAUGUUGUUUUUAUUUAUUAUUAAUGAAGUAAUUAAUAAAACAGCAGAAAGCGUGAAAACGCUCACGUCAAAGUGCGCGGUCGGCUAUUCACCGCGAACGUUGGGCAUCACCGGAAUUUCCGAGGGACCCUGAAGGCAGCAUAUUUCCGGGCACCAACCUGCAGGUAAUUCGCCUUUCCCUCUGUUCGUCAGUCGCACAGGUGAGUGUGGGUGUGCGCGCGCGCGCGUGUGUGUGUGUCGACUCGUCCUCUCUUGGGUCAAAUGCCGAAACCUCCAGAUGACGCAGUGAAUGCCGGGCGGUUGGACUGAGUCCCCCGGGGGACUCCCUAAAAACAACAACAACAACAACAACAACGAGCGGAGCUAACCGUUUGUAACCGUUUGUAACCGUUUGAAGACGCAGCGGGGCUUCGUGAUUUGAUCCGUGAAGCCGUUAAGCCUCAACGUGAAGGAAAGUCGCUGUCGCUCGAGGACACACGUCGUCGCGCAGCUCCGCUCCCCCUUUUCGGACCCCGCAGUGCAAACCGCCGCCAUGGCCGCCGCGGCCGAGUUGGAGCAGUUCAGCGUCCUCCAAGAGGAGCUCACCUGCCCGGUGUGCCUCGACCUCUACCGCGACCCCCACCUGCUUCCCUGCGGCCACAACUUCUGCAAGUCCUGCAUGGACCGCCUGAAGCGGCAAGGCGACCGCGGUCGCUUCCGCUGCCCGGAGUGCCGCGACAGCCACCGGUGCGGCGUCAGCUUCCAGAAGAACUUCAAGCUCGCCAACAUCGCCGACGACUACCGCCGCCUCCGCCGGGCGACCGCCGCGGCGUCGAGAUCCAGAGAGCCGCCGCCGUCGUCGUCUUCUCCGCAGGCGGAGGCGGCCCGGAGUCCGACCGCGGUCCCGUGCGACUACUGCCCUUCGGUCGGCGUCGGCGGCGAAGGGCCUUCCGCCGGCGGCGAGGACGGCGCCGCCGCCGCGCCGUCAUACGCGGUCAAGACGUGCCUGAAGUGCGAGGUGUCGAUGUGCCAGGAGCACGUGAAGCCUCACCUGGAGCUGCCGGCGUUCCGCGAGCAUCCGCUGAUGGAGCCGAUGAACGACCUCUGGAAGAGGAAGUGCCCGGAUCACGACGAGAUCUACAGAUAUUACUGCAUGGAGGACAAGACGUGCGUGUGCAACGCGUGCACCAUCGAAGGAGGGCACUACGGACACACCAUCAAGACCCUGAGGAACACCAUGAAGGACCUCAAGGGCUCGCUGGAGAAGAAGCUGCACAAGGUGGAGAGGAAGUACAGCCUGGCCGAGAAGAAGCUCCAGGAGCAGAAGGAGAAGGAGAGGCAGAACAAGAAGUUCCUGGACGACUCUGAGCAGUUCCUGGCGCGGCUCGGCGAGGACAUGAAGGCCGCGAUGCUGCGCUUCGUGGAGCAGCUGCGAGAAUGCACGCGCAGCCACUGCUCGGCCAACGGGCCGCUGAUCGAGAAGAACAUCUCCCGGAUCGGCCAGGACCAGGCCCGGCUGCGGGAGGUCCGCUGCGGCAUCGAGGGCCUCGUGCAGGAGAACGACCCCUUCCGCUUCGUCGAGGCAUACAAGACAACAGGUAAACAGUGCCGUCGGCGCCUCUCUAAAAAGGUCCAAUCAGAUUUCUUUUCUUGGAUCCAUUAUCAUCAGGUCGUCUUUCAGGUGACCAGCUGGAGGAGGAGCAGGAGGAGAAUGAGGAAGAGGCUCUGGAGGAGGAGGAGGAGGAAGAGGAGGAGGAGGAGGAGGACGACAGCAGCUUGGAGGAAAUGAGGAGCGAGGGGGAGGAGGAGGAGGAGGAAGAGGAAGAUGACGACGAUGAUGAAGGACGUGACCUCCUUUUCACCCCGGAAGAGGACGAGGAGGAGGAGGAAGAUGACGACGAUGAUGACGAUGACGAUGACGGAGAAGAAGACGAGGAAGCGCCAGGAGUUUAACUCGGGGACAGGAUUAGUAUCCAUAUAUUUUUACAGUCAUAAAAGCACUUUGGGCAGAUGUUCCAGGUGUGAUGUCUGAGCGUCACGGUGCAGGACUCGAGCAGCUGACCUCCCCCCCCCCCCGUGGCCCGGAGGACUUGAACGCCUCUCACCGAAAUUUGGCAAAAAAACCUCUCUGCGUCUCUGUCGCAUGUCUUUGACGCCAGAUUUUAUACCACUUUGAAGAAGAAGAUUUAUGAGGAAUUUGCCUUAACAGAAUUGAUUUAGAUUUGAUCCGAUUUGUUUUGGGAACUUUCACCUGCAUUUUUUUAUAUAGCUGGUGCUGGAGACGGAUUAAAAACUAUUUUAAUUCC